CGUCCACUCACUCUACGUGAACGAUGCAGCCAGACUCAGAAACACCGCCUCCAGGCGCUGCGGAGCCCAAGGAGAACUCAGUCACGACACAGUCCAAUGUCCCGACGUUGACCGACCAGACCGUCUACCUGCCCAAGAGGAAAAUUAUUUCGGUAUUUCUGGCAUGCGCAUCCGUUAGCGUAACGGGACUCCUGGACGAAACGAUGGUCGCGGUCGCGCUGCCCAUAAUGAGCUCCCACUUCAAUGCUGGCAGUCAGAUAAGCUGGGUCGCGAAUGCAUUCUUUGUAACGAGCACGAGCUUCCAGCUCAUCUACGGCCGCCUCAGUGACAUUUGGGCAAGGAAAUCCGUCCUCCUAGUCUUGAUGUUCAUCUUCUUCGUCGGGAAUGUCGCGUCCAGCGUUUCGCGAACAUUUAUCGAGCUCCUCGUGUUUCGUGCGAUUGCGGGCGUGGGCGGCGGCGGUCUGCCAACCAUUGCACAAGUCAUCGUCUCUGACGUCGUCUCCCUCCGCGAACGCGGGAAGUAUCAAGGCAUUCUGGGGGUAUCAGUUGCUCUGGCGAAUGGUAUAGGGCCAGUCAUCGGCGGCGCAUUCGCGUCUCAUGUAACAUGGCGGUGGAUAUUCUGGCUUACCCUGCCUAUGACAAUCUUCUCAGCCUUCAUGGUCUGUUUCUUCAUGCCACUAAAACCUGUCGAAGGCGACUGGAGAAUGAAGGUCAAAAGGGUUGACUGGCUUGGGGUGGGCUUGAUUCUGGCGUCCUCUACGUUAAUUGUGCUCUCGUUGACUUGGGCCGGUGCCGAAUAUGCCUGGGACAGUGCACAUGUUCUCGUUACUUUGAUAUUGGGCAUCUUUAUAGGAAUCGGCUUCGUCCUAUGGGAGUGGAAAGGACCACAGUUCCCUCUUCUUCCUCUUCACAUAUUCAAGAGCAGCAUCGUUGUCGGCGCGGCGAUCACACAGUUCAUUAACGGCUUCCUGACGAUGGUCCAAGUCUUCUAUCUGCCGACAUUCUAUCAAAUGGCGUACGGGUACUCGGCGACCAGGAGCGGUGCCAUGUUGUUGCCGCUUACCGUCGUACAGACUUUCACAUCCACCUUCUCGGGGCUCAUCAUAACAUGGACGGGACGAUACAGGGAAAUGAUUCUGAUUGGCUGGGCAAUAUGGGCCGUCGGUCUUGGGCUGCUAGCCACGCUGAAGGCCGAUUCGCCCGUCUCACGGCAGAUAGGGUACUCCAUCCUCACUGGCUUCGGCGUCGGACAAACAUUCCAGCCGUCCCUCAUCGCUGUUCAAGGCGCUUUGGAGAGGAAGGACAUGGCUGUCGUGACCGCCAUGCGAAGCUUUGCUCGCAACCUCGGUGGUACAAUCGGACUGGCCAUUGCAGGCACCAUGAUCAACAACGUGCUCUCCUCGCGCCUCCAUGCCCUCCCCAGCUCUAUCAUAUCACCUGAACAGCUGCGGGCCAUCGUCAACAACCCUGUCGAGACGGUUUACAGCCUGUCGGACCCACUUCGUGCCGACGUGAUCGAUGGGUACCGCCAGGGCUUCCGCGACGUCUUCAUCGUGCUCGCGUCCCUUGCAGCGUUCUCCUUUUUUGUUGCCGCGGCGCUGCUGAAACACAGGAAGCUCGACCGGGACGAUGACAAAGAGCUCAAGGAACAGGGUAAGCAGUUCGUGCAAGAGCUGCAGGCGGCAAAGGCGAGACGCAAGCACGCCGGCGAGCAACAGUCUGAGAGCCCUGGGACGGUGCCGGAGAAGGAGUCGGCAGGCACGUCGGAGACCGAGGGUGCCAGUGCGGAGAAGCCUUGACAGGGUCGUCGAAUAGCACAAUAAUAGCGGGCCUAGGUUCUUCUGGCGCAAAGCGCUCGAGUGGGUCAUUGCAGUGCUUAAACGUUGGUGAUUUACUCGGUGCUACGUUAAUGAAUAACAUCGUCAUCGCUGGUGUGCCUGGAUGACAGAAGCAUAUGCACAAUCUGCAAACUCGACAGGCUACAACGGCGCGCGCUUCUGCAGAAGCAGCGGGGAAAGUGCGCCGAUCUCUGGACGGAACCUACAGGAGAGGACCCCGCCCAUUCCUGGCCCCGAUCAGGAUCGACGAUACGGAGAGACCAGCAGGACCUCGGGUCUACGCGCCAGGACACCGUGGACGCGCCGCAUCGGCAUUCGGAAGAACGUUUGUUUCUGCUUCGCUUAUGGCAAACAUCGACUCGCGUAUUCUCCACGGCCAUAAUGAGGCUUCGAUUUGGGUGUGCGUCCAGCAUUGAAAAGACACAUGCGCCGACGAGCAGAGCACAGCUGCAGCCCC
Messenger RNA from Phanerochaete carnosa HHB-10118-sp, 2295 nucleotides. RefSeq lists its product as uncharacterized. The transcript is spliced from 14 exons. Gene Ontology annotation, biological process: transmembrane transport. The record is from RefSeq and is a predicted model, not a curated record. Lineage: Eukaryota; Fungi; Basidiomycota; Agaricomycetes; Polyporales; Phanerochaetaceae. Bases 24 to 1799 code for a protein of 591 amino acids. Gene Ontology annotation, molecular function: transmembrane transporter activity.